AUGGCUGAUGAAUCACCGGCUCAACGAUCUGCUCGCCUGCGCCGCGAACGCCGCGAGGCCAAAAUCAAAGAGGGAGGCUCAGCGCGUUUGGACAAGAUCACCAGUUUGAGUGGACGCACACCACAAUCAGGCUCCCCUUCACCCCAACCACCAACACCACAACCCCAGGUUCGCGCCUCACCCGCCCCGCAGCCGGACAUGGACCCAGAAGCCAUUCGCGCCCAGCAAGAAGCGUUCUUCUCGAUGCUCCGACAUUCCGCGCCCGACCAAAGCCAAGGCGUCCACCCAGACCCUCAAGCCCCGAAUUCUCUCCAAGCCCAGCAGGACAUGUUCCGAGCCAUGCUGAGACAGUCCGCACCCGAGCAAGGACCCGGAGCAGGCGCUGGUCCUGACGAGGAAGACCCCACGAUCAAGCUCCUGAAUUCUCUCAUGGGUGCCAUGCCAGGUGGUGACCCCAGUGCCGCAGGAGCGGGUGCACCUCCAGGUCCUGGCGCUGGCGCCCCCGGUCUUGGCUCCUCGCUCCCGGCCAUCGCGACAAUGCUCGGUGUGCCGCCCUUCCUGGCGAAUAUGCUUGGUGGACUUGGUGGAGCGGCUCCCACGGAAGCGGAGCAGAAGCGCGCGACCGUGUGGAAGUCGCUGCAUACCAUCUUUGCGUUGGCAGUUGCUGGGUAUCUGUUGUUUAUUAUUGGGUCUUCGGUUGCGUUGUUUGGUAGUGCGCCGCCUCCGCCGGCUACUGCGCAAAGUCCCUUUGCUCUCUUCGCUACUGGAGAACUGAUUCUGACGGGCGGGAAGGUGUUGUUUGGUGGCAAGUCUGGGAUGGGGAUGGCGGUGCAGUUGUUCCGAGAUGUUGUGAGGGAUGGUAGCAUUGUGCUCUUUAUUUUGGGUAUGGGGACUUGGUAUCAUCGGGAAUGGCAGAAUGUGGAAUAA
Molecule: messenger RNA, 927 nt
Organism: Penicillium olsonii
Lineage: Eukaryota; Fungi; Ascomycota; Eurotiomycetes; Eurotiales; Aspergillaceae
Source: the annotation of a GenBank genome assembly